AUGCGGACGGCUUCCAAAGCUGGGAAUGGAAUUGCGGUGCGACACCUGUUGUCGCUGGUCCCGGAGUUCCUUGCUCAGCGCGCGAAGGCGACCGCCUCCAUGCCGCCGCCCUGCUUGUGGUUUUCUACGGCAUUCCUUUCUCCCAGGGGGCCCUUGUGGGGUUCGCUGUACAGGAGGAAUGAAGCCCUCAAGACAGUACUUGUAGUUGGUGUCCUGGCUCUCGCGUCCUCUGCCCUCGAUUGGCUCCCAUCGAGGCUUCACUCCGCAGCUUAUAUCGUUACUGCAGAUGCUGCGUCGCAUCGCCAACCUAGCGGAGCGCGAGCGCCUGUUCCUUUCGACGAGAAAGACAAUUAUGACGCAUCAGGGAGUUUUAGCCAUACGGCUAGGGACGAGAUGCCCCGUGUAUCCCCGCAACCGAGGCGUGACCAAAAGGCUGCAACUCCGGAAGGGCGCCGCCAGAGGCGAGGCCCGAUAACGGGCAGACGCAGUGGCGAGUUUUUUACGGGAGUCGCAUCUUCGAGGGUCAGUGACUCAUGGAUCGAUUCCAGACACAAGCGACGCAAUGCUAGACCCACCCUCGAUGAGGAAACAUCUGCAUCAGAGAGUGGGAUAAAAUCAGAGCUUGUGGCGGAUGCGGCUUCGUAUCCACUUUCACCGCGCUUCCCCGCAGCAUCUCUGCGGUCUGCACCAGGGGACCGAUUGGGGAGGAAACCGCAAGCAGGAGCCACAAGAGAGAUUUCGACGGAGGCUCUUUCUGCAGAGGAUGACACACCAUCAGGGGAUGAGGGAGCUGCUAUAACACCCAGCCAGGGGUGGCGACUCCAUCAGCGGUAUUUGCGCUUCCACCGAACUGCGUUAAAUACAGAGGCACGAUGGAAGAUUGCUCUUCUCAUUUGCGCCAUUGCCCUGCAGGUCGUAGACGCGUAUAUCUAUCGUUACCGAGACUAUUAUGACGAAAUGAUCAUGCGACAGGCGGGAGGCAGGCAGGGACUUGGGACUUUUUUGCAUCGAUUGUUCCAUCACCCGGUUGUGUUCUACUUUUUUCUCGGUAGAAACAUCAUGUUCGUGUAUGACCUGCUCCGCUGGCUAAUUGGGUACAGGAGCGGCGAGUAUGCGCCGCCGGUGCCGCUGAACACGCGUCAGCCUCGUCGCCACGCUGCGGAUGGCCAUAAGGAGAUGGAGCGCGGGUCCCAUUUAGAGGGAACGGGGAAUCCGUUGCAGAGGGGAGAUGCGCCGCCAGACGGAAGUUCUUGCUGUGAGUCCGAGUCCUCAGGCGGUCAGCGAGAAACUCCGACACGCACGGUGGACGCGGAAGAAGAUGCAGUGUCAUCAUCCAGGAGGACGGGGAAGUCUAAGGUAGAUGGACUCAGGGAGGUCGCGAGUCAAGCGAAAGGCGAGGAGAACGCGACGGCAGGAAUCAACAAGCUAGACGUUCCGCAGCAGCUUUAA
Messenger RNA from Besnoitia besnoiti, 1449 nucleotides. RefSeq lists its product as uncharacterized. Bases 1 to 1449 code for a protein of 482 amino acids. The transcript has a single exon. The record is from RefSeq and is a predicted model, not a curated record. Lineage: Eukaryota; Apicomplexa; Conoidasida; Eucoccidiorida; Sarcocystidae.